UCUUCUUUCUAUUGGUCAAGUAAACCGUGGGCGUGGCUUGCUUCCAGGAACUAAGUGUGACAACGAGUUUUCUCAUUAUUGAAGAGCUAUCUUUUUUUUUAGUAGCGUGGCUAAUAGUGAACGUUUCUACCAAGAUCAUUAUGGGUGACGAGGAGGAAAAAUAUGACGGGAUGCUGCUCGUCAUGGCACAACAGCACGAAGGAGGAGUACAAGAGUUAGUAAAUACAUUCUUCAGCUUUCUACGACGCAAAACUGACUUCUUUGUUGGUGGGGAUGCAGGAGCUGCAGAGAAGCUGGUCAAGGAUUCCUUUGAUCACCACAGCAAGCUGGCUCUAAAGGCUCACAAAGAGAAGCAGACGAAACAGGAGAGGGAGAAGAAGGACAGAGCUGAAAGAGCGGCCAAACUUGCAGAAGAGGAGAGGAAACAUGAAGAUGGGCCACGAAUUCAGGAGCUGACUGAUGAAGAGGCAGAAAAGCUUCAGUCUGAGCUUGAUAAGAAAAAGGAGGAAGAGGAGAAGCGGAAGAAUGUGACGGCAGUUGAAGAAAAGAUGGCUGAGAAAGAGAAGGGGUCUGACUCUGACGGAGAGGAGGACGAGAAGGAUAAGGAUAAGCUGAAGCCUAAUUCAGGAAACGGUGCUGACCUGCCAAACUACAAGUGGACACAAACUCUGUCCGACGUAGACCUGGUGGUGCCUUUUGAUGUGAAGUUCCGCAUCAAGGGAAGAGAUGUGGUGGUGGACAUCCAGCGGCGUUCCAUCAAGGUGGGCCUGAAGGGUCACCCACCCGUUAUCGACUGCCAGCUGUACAACGAAGUGAAGGUGGAGGAGAGCUCCUGGCUCCUAGAUGAUGGCAAGGUGGUUACCGUCCACCUGGAGAAAAUUAAUAAGAUGGAGUGGUGGAGCAAGUUUAUUACCACAGACCCGGAGAUCAACACCAAGAAAAUCUGCCCAGAGAACUCGAAGCUGUCAGACCUGGACGGAGAGACACGUGGGAUGGUGGAGAAGAUGAUGUAUGACCAGAGGCAGAAAUCCAUGGGUCUGCCUACAUCUGAGGAGCAGAAGAAACAAGAUAUACUUAAGAAGUUCAUGGCUCAGCACCCAGAGAUGGAUUUCUCUAAAGCCAAAUUCAGCUGAAACCAUUGAUGGCAUCCCCCUGUAGAGUCCACAUUUAUCAGCAGAGACGUGGUUCUGUUGGCGUCCAAGUCUUACGCUGAAAGACACUUCAUGUGUUGUUUGCUGAGUUUUUUGUUUGUUUGCUUGUUUGGUCAAAUUGUGGAUGUCUGGGUUUUUUAAUAAACUAAGUUAAAAAUAAAAUCCUUCACUGCUGCUGAAAGUAAAGAAAAUAAUGUAAUAAAAGUAAAGUGAGCAUCA
Messenger RNA from Nothobranchius furzeri (turquoise killifish), 1370 nucleotides. RefSeq names its product nudC nuclear distribution protein (gene nudc). Gene Ontology annotation, biological process: protein folding. The record is from RefSeq and is a predicted model, not a curated record. NCBI's taxonomy places the organism in Eukaryota, Metazoa, Chordata, Actinopteri, Cyprinodontiformes, Nothobranchiidae. Gene Ontology annotation, cellular component: cytoplasm.